CGCUCGUGUUGCCCUUGUCGACGCGGAAACGCAGAGAGACCCUCCUCGCGUCCUCCACCAUCUCGUCAGUCUCACUUGCUGUUGCUUUAUAAUCUCUUCGUUGCCCUGUUGGGUCUUUGCGAAUUUCACAGUUUGAGUUUUGGACUUUGCUUGGCCAGAUCUUACCGCGGUAGACUUCGAGGUUUUCGGUGGAGUUUGGUGGCGGUGGGUUUUUGUUUUUGUCGGUUGGAUUCAAGGAAAAACGGUCAAGAUGGUGAAGAUUUGCUGCAUUGGAGCUGGGUACGUCGGGGGUCCGACCAUGGCCAUGAUUGCGUUGAAGUGUCCCGAUAUUGAGGUUGUAGUGGUGGACAUUAGCAAGCCUAGGAUUGCUGCCUGGAACAGCGAUGAUUUGCCGAUUUAUGAGCCGGGGUUGGACGAAGUGGUGAAAGAGUGCAAGGACAGGAACUUGUACUUUUCCACAGAGGUGGAAAAGCAUGUUGCUGAGGCGGACAUUGUGUUCGUGUCUGUGAACACACCUACCAAGACGAGGGGUUUGGGAGCCGGGAAGGCCGCGGAUCUAACGUACUGGGAGAGCGCAGCGCGCAUGAUUGCGGAUGUGUCGAAGAGUGACAAGAUUGUGGUGGAGAAGUCGACCGUGCCUGUGAAAACUGCAGAGGCCAUCGAGAAGAUUUUGACCCACAACAACAACAAGGGCAUUAGCUUCCAGAUCUUGUCUAACCCUGAGUUUCUUGCCGAGGGGACUGCCAUGGCGGACUUGGACAAGCCCGACCGUGUGCUAAUUGGAGGGCGUGAGACUCCCGCAGGUCAGAAGGCUGUGGCGGCUCUCAAGGCCGUGUACGCGCACUGGGUCCCGGAGGAUCGCAUCAUCACUACCAACUUGUGGUCUGCUGAGCUCUCUAAACUCGCCGCCAACGCCUUUCUAGCACAGAGGAUUUCUUCUAUCAACGCCAUGUCGGCUUUGUGUGAGAGUACUGGUGCUGAGGUAAACGAGGUUGCCUACGCUGUGGGUAAAGACUCUCGCAUUGGCCCGAAGUUCUUGAACGCUAGCGUUGGUUUCGGUGGGUCUUGUUUUCAGAAGGAUAUUCUCAAUUUGGUGUACAUCUGCGAGUGCAAUGGCCUCCUCGAGGUGGCUCACUACUGGAAGCAGGUUAUUUCCAUCAACGAUUACCAGAAGUCAAGAUUCAUCAAGCGCGUGGUGUCGUCUAUGUUCAACACUGUCUCUGGCAAAAAGAUUGCCGUCCUUGGAUUUGCUUUCAAGAAGGAUACUGGUGACACCCGAGAGACGCCUGCCAUUGAUGUCUGCCAUGGCCUGCUUGGCGACAAGGCAUUGCUCAGCAUUUAUGAUCCCCAGGUGACGGAGGAGCAGAUCAAGCGCGACUUGGCCAUGAACAAGUUCGACUGGGACCACCCCCAGCACUUGCAACCUCAGAGUCCGACCGCCUUCAAGCAAGUUUCUGUCGUGUGGGACGCAUACGAAGCAUGCAAAGAUGCUCACGGUAUCUGUGUUAUCACCGAGUGGGACGAGUUCAAGAAGCUCGACUAUCAGAAGAUCUACGACAACAUGCAGAAGCCCGCCUUCCUCUUCGACGGAAGGAACGUGCUCAACGUCGAGGAAAUGCGCAAAAUUGGGUUUGUUGUCUACUCAAUUGGAACGCCCUUGGAUUCAUGGGUCAAGGAUCUACAAGUCUCCAUUUAGAUCUAACACUAUAGUAGCUGGUUUAUUUAUUUUUAUUUUUCCAUUCUUUAUUCUUGGCCAAUUGUUCAUCGGUCUGAGCACACAAUGCACCUAGUCUGGCAGCUCUGCUGCGUGGUUUACACUUCCUGGCCGAGAUACGCUGACAGACAAUAUAUAGAGGUACUGCAAGAUUGCGCCACCUUGAUGCCCUUAUGUAAGAGGUUGAUUCAAUUUUGAUGUUCAUACAUGUCAUGGCGCUAGUUUUUAAGGUUAUAGAGCCUGGUGCACCUAUUGCUGUGCCAUCAGGUGGCCUGCAGUCAAGAGGCGAUUUCUUCUUCUGAUAGGUUAUUAUGAGGAGACCAGACAGUUUCUAAGCUAAUGUAGGAAGCAUUACAAAAGGUGCAAUUUGCGGUGUUGGUGUAUUAGCCGAAUAUAUUUUUGUUUCAUCGAAGAUUGAUGCUCGUUGGUUUCCUAACA
This is a messenger RNA of Physcomitrium patens, 2152 nucleotides long. Its product is annotated as UDP-glucose 6-dehydrogenase 3. NCBI's taxonomy places the organism in Eukaryota, Viridiplantae, Streptophyta, Bryopsida, Funariales, Funariaceae. The record is from RefSeq and is a predicted model, not a curated record. Gene Ontology annotation, biological process: glycosaminoglycan biosynthetic process. Gene Ontology annotation, molecular function: NAD binding; UDP-glucose 6-dehydrogenase activity. Gene Ontology annotation, cellular component: nucleus.